Drosophila subpulchrella is the source of this 2195-nucleotide messenger RNA. RefSeq names its product neprilysin-4. Gene Ontology annotation, biological process: protein processing. Gene Ontology annotation, cellular component: plasma membrane. The record is from RefSeq and is a predicted model, not a curated record. The coding region runs from base 34 to 2124 and encodes 696 amino acids. The transcript has a single exon. NCBI's taxonomy places the organism in Eukaryota, Metazoa, Arthropoda, Insecta, Diptera, Drosophilidae. Gene Ontology annotation, molecular function: metalloendopeptidase activity.
AGGCAGUCGAAAGCUUCACCGAGCUCCGGCAGCAUGUCGGACCCGGUUUGGACAACAGUUUUCCUAUGGCUCCUCUGGCUGCCACACCUCCAGCCAAAUGCUUGGGUUUCUGGCGAGGAUUCACCACCACCCUUUCAGCGGAUCUACCAAUCGGAACAACCGGUGCGUCGUGCAAAGGCACACGAGAUGGGCGGUCAUGUGAAUAAAAGUGUCGAUCCCUGUGUGGAUUUUUAUGCCUAUGCCUGUGGCAAUUGGAAAUCAACUUCUACGCCAAGGGAGCAACUGCAGCAGCAAACGGACCGCGAGCUCCUCCUGCUCCUGGAGGAGGCUGUGAGGAGGGAGGAUAGCGUCAUAGCUCGACAGGCGAAGGAGUUCUUCAAGUCCUGCGUGGCGGCACAGGCGCAACAAAGCCAGCAGCAGCAGCAGUUCCUCAGCGAGUUCAUCACCCAGAAUGGAGGAUUUCCAGCGGUUCCGGGUUCCCAAUGGGCGGUGCAUCAUCACGACUACGAUUGGCUAAGUGUGCUGGGUCGACUGAGGCUCCACUAUGGAAUGGACAUCCUCAUCGGACUCCGGGUGGGUUAUAACUACGGCAAUGUGAACGAGAACAGCUUGUACUUGAGCGAACCCAGCACUAUAAUUCCACCCGAGUUGUGCACCCGAAAUCGCUUGGACAUCAGGGACUCCAUUUACGAACCCCUGGAGCAACGAGUGGCUUCCGAACUCAAGUCUUGGCUGGCAUUGGGACAUGAGGAAUCCGCUCGCCUGGCCGCCGACAUCCUCAGCUUCGAGCAUGAACUGUGUGGCGGAAUGCAAGGUAGACCCUUUUAUCCCUGGGAUGGCGAAGAGCAACUAUACGUGGCAAAUUACAGUCGCAAAACAUUGAGUGAGUUCUCAAAUGCCUUCGAACUCGAUCUGGCAUCAUAUGUGAGGGCCAGCUAUGACAGGGAUAUCUCCAAGCCUAUUUACAUGGCAUCACCGGAAUACUUUCGCCAACUAAAACGCACUGUGGGUGCUCACAAUAUCAGUUUGGUGGCCAACUACAUUAUGUACCGAGCGGUGUCAUUCCUGAAUUUCCCCCUAGAUGAUCGCCCACAUUUGAGGAAAGGACAGUGCCUGGAACGAACCAAAGAACUACUUCCGACUGCUUUGGGAGAACUUUAUGCCCGCCAGUUUGGAACGGAGGAUAAUAUAACAGAUCUUAAUAACCUGUUUGAAAAACUAAAGACAGCCCUGAGACAGAGUUUGGGUGCAGACUGGUUGGUGGAGGGCAGCCAGCGAGUGGGUCAAGAUAAGCUAAGGAACCUCAAGCUUGAGAUGUCGGGUUACGAGCGCCCAUUGAUCCUCAAACUGCAGCUGGAGCGUGGAAACUAUUGGCACAAUCUCCGUCAGCUUUUGGGUGCGGUUCAAUCGCACAGAAAUAACCGCCUCUUCGAAGAAUUCAUGCCAGCUCCCUCGGAUCCCGUGGAUGCUUUUGAGGCCAGGGUGCGCCUGCGACCAGUUCAGAGACGUUUGGAUAUGGGAUUGGCCCUGCUGCAGCCUCCUGCCUACGAUCUCCACUAUGGCCACGCCCUUCGCUAUGCCACUUUGGGCGUUAAGCUGGCGCAACAGUUGGUAAUGGCUUUCGACGAUCCCCACUGGUCGGUUGGUCUGCUCGAGCGGGACAAUUGGGAUGGCCAAACAGCCUGGGAAUAUCACAUUCGAAGCAAGUGCUUUGCCCGCCAGGUUGAACACUAUUUGCGAGCAAAUGAGAGUGCCACCAUGCAGUUGAUCACGGACAGUGGAGCCCUCAAUGUCGCCUUCCGAGCGUAUCUAACCUGGCUGGGAUUCCAAGAGCCAAACAACGACUUCAGUAAGCUGACCAAGGAGACUCUACCGGAACUAAAUUACACGAACACGGCUCUUUUCUUCGUGGCCUAUGCCCAGCAGCACUGUAGUCUGGAGGAGAUUCGUCCCAAAGGUGACCAAUGGACACCGGGAGGAUUCCUCUACAGCGCACGGCAGAAUCAUACCUGGACACGUCUGCAGGUUAAUGGUCCACUUCGCAAUUCAGUUGAAUUCGCGAGGGAAUUCCGGUGUCCCAUUGGCUCUCCCAUGAAUCCUGCCAGCAAGUGUACUAUAUACUAAAAAUAAUUAUAAUUUGAUUAAAAGCAAUACACGAAUUCUUUGACAUAUGAAAUAUACCCUUAUCAGAACUA